AUGGCUUAUUGGACAUGUCAUAAGGAGAAAAUUGAGGGUGAUGAUGUUAAUUACAAGCCAAUGUCAAUUGUAAAAGAUAUGAGUUUAUCAUAUGGAGUUCAUAUGAGCUAUGCUAAAGCUUGGAGGUGUCGAGAGCAUGCAUUGGCUUACAUAAGAGGUACACCAGAAUCAUCAUUUCAGAAACUUCCCUCAUUUCUAUACAUGAUGGAGCAAAAAAAUCCUGGAACUGUUACUCAUUUGCAGAUGAACAAUAAAGAUGGAACCUUCUUCACUACUCGGUGUGGAGGUACUUUGUUAUGUGCCAUGGGACAAGAUGCUAACAAGCAAAUAUAUCCAAUUGCAUUUUCAGUAGUUGACUCAGAGAAUAAUGACUCAUGGUUGUAUUUUCUACUGAUGUUGAAGGAAGCGAUUGGUGAAGUAGAGAAUCUAGUAUUCGUGUCUGAUAGACAUACUAGUAUAGCAAGUGCCUUGACUAAAAAAUUUCCUAAGGCACACCACGGUGCUUGUAUACAUCAUGUUAGCAUGAAUAUCCGUGCGAAGUUCAAAGCUGACCAUUUCCAUGAAGAAUUCUUCCUUGCAGUGAAAGCUUAUAGAAAGCGAGCGUUUUUGCGCCAUUUUGAGAAGAUUAAAUUCAAAGAUCUUGCAAUUGCUAAAUACUUAGAGAAUCAAGUGGGUUUUGAAAAGAAUAAUGUCAUUGCUAAGGCACGUGGGUGGCCAAUUACUUGUCUCAUGGAAUUUAUGAGGUACACUUUACAAAAAUGGUUUUUCGAGCGUCGAACAGCAGAAUCAGCGGCUACAGGUCCUCUUGCCACAGAAGUGGAAGCUGAUUUGCGAAAGUUAGCAGACAAGUCCACUACCUCGUUCCCUUUUCCGUCUAGUCAGUAUGAAAUAACAAUAUUGGAUGGUGACCUUGAUGGAGAUGUCGACCUGAGGAGGAAAAAAUGUAGUUGUAGAAGAUUUGAUUUGAUAGGUCUUCCUUGUGAACACGCUCUAGCUGGUGCUCGAGAUCGUGGCAUUAGUCCAUAUACUUUAUGCUCCAGAAUCUACACAGCUGAAGCGUGGUUGUCAUCCUAUGGUGGAUCUGUAUAUACGCUGGGUAAUGAAGAAUCUUGGGUGUGA
Molecule: messenger RNA, 1119 nt
Organism: Humulus lupulus (European hop)
Lineage: Eukaryota; Viridiplantae; Streptophyta; Magnoliopsida; Rosales; Cannabaceae
Exons: 3
Coding region: 1-1119 (372 amino acids)
Molecular function (GO): zinc ion binding
Source: RefSeq, a predicted model, not a curated record